AUGUCCUCUCUCCUCAAAGCCCCAGCCUGCCCCUCAGAAAGAUGUCCUCUCCCCUCAAAACCCAAGCCUGCCCCUCAGAAAGAUGUCCUCUCCCCUCAAUGCCCCAGACUGCCCCUCAGAAAGAUGUCCUGUCCCCUCAAAGCCCCAGACUGCCCCUCAGAAAGAUGUCCUGUCCCCUCAAAGCCCCAGACUGCCCCUCAGAAAGAUGUCCUCUCCCCUCAAAGCCCCAGCCUGCCCCUCAGAAAGAUGUCCUCUCCCCUCAAAGCCCCAGCCUGCCCCUCAGAAAGAUGUCCUCUCCCCUCAAAGCCUCACUACAGUCCAGUUCUCGCCAAACAACUGGACAUGUGCUGUUCCACAGAGAUGUGUUAA
Molecule: messenger RNA, 369 nt
Organism: Oncorhynchus tshawytscha (Chinook salmon)
Lineage: Eukaryota; Metazoa; Chordata; Actinopteri; Salmoniformes; Salmonidae
Product: small proline-rich protein 2D-like
Exons: 1
Coding region: 1-369 (122 amino acids)
Source: RefSeq, a predicted model, not a curated record